Setaria italica (foxtail millet) is the source of this 974-nucleotide messenger RNA. RefSeq names its product lachrymatory-factor synthase. The transcript has a single exon. Bases 115 to 735 code for a protein of 206 amino acids. The record is from RefSeq and is a predicted model, not a curated record. Lineage: Eukaryota; Viridiplantae; Streptophyta; Magnoliopsida; Poales; Poaceae.
CCAACACACACCACUCCACACGUCCCGACACGUACGUGCUCUGCCAGUACUUGCACGGCUCCGUCCGCAGAGGACGUCCCGGACGCUCUAGCUGUGCGCGCCGAGUCCCCAGCGAUGGCGACGACAACCGAGUCAUCCCCGGCCGUCGUCGGCGGCGGCGCUAAUAACGCUAGGGCGUGGGAGUGGGAGGGGAAGGUGGUGUCGGCGGUGCCCGCGGCGACGGCGGACGAGGCGUGGGCGCUGCUGUCGGACUUCCUGGCGUUCCACCGGUGGCACCCGCGGGUGGCGGCGUGCCGGCUGGCGUCGGGCACCCCGCGCGCCCCCGGCUGCGUGCGCUACUGCGAGGGCACCCCCACCGCCGGCGACGGCGCACCGCCCCCCGACUGGGCGCACGAGACGCUGCUCGAGUACGACGCCGACCGCCGUUUCUUCCGCUACGAGAUGAACGACAACAACAUGGGCUUCGGCCUCUUCUUCGCCACCUUCCGCGUCGUCCCGGCGCCCGCCGCCGGCGCCGGGUGCGAGCUGCGCUGGGAGUUCGAGUGCGAGCCCGUGCGCGGCACGCCCAGGGAGGCCCUCGUGGCGCGCCUCCAGGCCGGGCUCGACGGCAUGGCCGCCCGCGUCCGCGACCACGUCCUGGCCGCGCGCACCGGCAGCACUACGGCCGCCGCCGUUGUCGCGGGUCCGGAGGCCGCCGCCGGCGAGCUCAAGCUCGACAACUCCAUCGCCGUCUGAUACAACGCCGCCCGUACGCACGUCACGUUCGUUUGCUGGUGCUCACGCUUACGUUGUCACUGUCGCGGUUAAGUUGUUGUCUCUGUCUCGAUCGUCCUGCAUGUACGAAUACGAUAUGUGACCGUACGGCUGAUUACUACUACUCGUACUACCACCACGUUCUCAUCUCACCGUAUAUGUGUACGUAUACGUUACGUGUACUGUAAGCUGGGAAUAAAUGUAACGGCGUUUUUAAUUAC